GACUUCUCAAUUCCGAGUUCAUUCCAUUCCAACACUGUUUUGAUGGCUUUCGUUAUUCUGCUUCCCCCUAUCAGCCUUCGCUAAAAGGUCGACCUAUUCCUAUUGAUAUUUUCUUUGUAUGCUGAAGUACCUCAACAUCGACCUGUCUUCAUCCUAAAACAUCAGCUUGUCUUCUCCCUGUUUUCCUUACGGGUGCAUAAGCUCCUCAAUAUCGAACUUCAUGAGGUUGCUGUCGACUGACUGUUUUGCGGGACUGCACGCUACCACCAAAAUUAAAAAAUGCCAGCUCGGAGCAAUUCCAAUUGCAGUUUCUCACCUUCCUAAUCUCCAACUUGUCCUUGAACAUUCGAAUCUUGCCAACAUGCCUCUCAUUUCACGACAGGAAGCCCCGCAGUCAAUCUUCCAUACCCUCGACGGUGCAGACCCCGAGGACGUCGACGAAUUCGGAUUCGGAGGAGAUGCUCGUGAGUUCAUUGAACGCGAGUUAGCGAAAACACAUGAGAGCUGCGUGUCACCUGCCGAUGAGCCACUGCAUUCUGCCGCCGAAGCAUUGCUGCAGGCAACUCCGCACAGACCCGACUUUUCAAUGGCGACAGUUCUUCGUGCGAUUGGCCUUCGGGCUAAGAUCCAAAGCAUGGUUUUCUCGGUCUUUAUGUUCCUCCAAGACGUGUGCUUAGUCGGAAUGGAUGGUCUAAUACAGCCCAUGGAGCUCACAAACUGCAAGCAUGAUGAGAUCCGAUUGGUGAUGCAGGCGCUGCAGUGUUUUGAGAAAAUCAGGGUUAUGGACGAGCCAGACACAUACCGAUAUAAACUUUCUUCUCGUUCUCAGGUUACACUCCCGUGAGAAUCUGGCUUGCCACGCUCAUCGUCCGAGGAGCUAUUGUCACCGACAUGUGGACCAUAAUGGAUCGCAUCGGAGAACUUGGUGAUUUGGACGUGGAGACUUUCAAGCAGGUCUGGCCUGAGGAACGCAUUCUCAACGUGGAUAGAAAUGCUGGUAUCAUCCAGGCUCGCAGCCUAGGGCGCGCGCAAAGUCUUGCAUUCUUCUUACCGCACAACCUGGAUCAAGAUCGCGUCCGGGAUCCCAUGAACGUCUACUCGGAAUUCGAUAAUUCGUUUACAAAGGUUGAAGAUCUCGUCUUCCGGUACUUCAAGAUGAAUAUUGAGCCUGGUUUACCAAAUGAGGAAUUGCCCGCAAGUUAUGUGAGGGCUCAUGUAAAUAAGUUAGAAUUUUAAUAAUAAACCGCAACAGCCCC
This is a messenger RNA of Mollisia scopiformis, 1256 nucleotides long. RefSeq lists its product as uncharacterized. The record is from RefSeq and is a predicted model, not a curated record. Lineage: Eukaryota; Fungi; Ascomycota; Leotiomycetes; Helotiales; Mollisiaceae. The transcript is spliced from 3 exons. Bases 221 to 844 code for a protein of 207 amino acids.